Molecule: messenger RNA, 4358 nt
Organism: Scophthalmus maximus (turbot)
Lineage: Eukaryota; Metazoa; Chordata; Actinopteri; Pleuronectiformes; Scophthalmidae
Gene: cdcp1b
Product: CUB domain containing protein 1b
Exons: 13
Coding region: 189-3821 (1210 amino acids)
Source: RefSeq, a predicted model, not a curated record
CGCCGCGCCAUUGCGCACAGGUAAUGUGGAACAGGAAGUGGCUGUCAACCCCCGUCGCUGUGGUUCUAAUGCGGGAGAGAACGCAGCGGCGUGUUUGACACAUAAAGGAGUUCCUUUUUUUAAUGUGUCUUUUGGAAACAAAACAGGCAAAUCCACCUUUUUAAAAAAAAAAAACUUUUUUACUGAAGAUGCGGCUGCGCGAGACGCGCGCGUUCCUGGGACUUUUGCUUCUGGCAGUGUUCGGGUCGUCAGACUGCAUGCAGACGGUGGUGCGGUCGGGCAAAGGCUCGACGGUGACAGUGUCCACCGAGCUGCCCGCGGAUCAGUGUGCUGUGUGCACGGUCGGCGGCGCGAAUGACACACAGACUUCCUGCCACGCCUCUUUCACUCUGGUACCCGAGGAGGAGGUCAAGCUGCUGUUCAACUGCUCCCAACCAGUGGAACAAUCCUACGCUGUGACAAUAACUCAGACCAUCGAAUGCACGAAGGACGCCUGCAGCCCUGCAACAGUGGAAACUCAACCCGUCCUCACGCAGUUCACCAGGACCUUCAGCUGGGAGCUGAAGGCCCCCGAGAAGACCGUCGUGAGCCUGGACAUCCUCGGGGAGGGACUGAUGGAGACGACGCAGCCGUGCACCACUGGAUUCCAGUACUCGGUGGCCACAUCCAAAACGGACGGCAAGGGUCCCACUCAGUACUGUCGGGGCGGUUCUGUGACUCGUUUAGACCUGCCCAAUGACGCCACUGUGUCUCUGCGAGUUGAACCGAAGGCUCCGGUGGAAUCUGUGGUGUUCCAGGCCUCCGCCGGACCAUUAAAGGGCCGGACGAUGGUUGUAAGUGUUGAUCCCGGCACGACUGUGGUCGUGAGCCGGGAUCCCGGGGGAUUAGAGUGCGACGUGUGCACCGCCGACGGCUCCACCACACCGGACUGUAGUCCAACAGAGAAGACGCUGACCAACGUUGACAAGCUCUCGCUGGAGUUCAGCUGCCCAAAACCUCAGGACAUGUACAGUGUGAAGAUGAAGAAGAAAAUAGAAUGCACCAAGAGUUCCUGCACUCCCGCGGCAGGCGAAGUCGACCCCGACCUCUUUAAGGACUUCAGAAGAUCCGUGACAUGGGACAUUCAAGUCCCAGAGAGGACGGUGUUAUCUUUGGACUUCCCUGGUGGUGACGGACUGAAGGAGAUUCACGGCGCGGAAAACUGCAAAGAUGGCUACGGAUACGCAGUGAGCUCGACUAAAAGUGACGGAACCGUCAAAACGAGCGGCUUCUGCAAAGGCGGGACAGUGUCUCGCCUGGAUCUGCUCGGAGCGACGACUGUGACUGUGGAGGUGCCCAAGGGAGAAGAACUGGACCAGACGGCGUUCAAUGUCAAAGCGGCACCGAGAGGUGGCAGGUUGAUGUCCCUGACCCCUGACCCCAACACCAUCAUCAUCAUCAGCAGGGUGUCCGACGAGCCCGACUGCAGUGUGUGUGUGAACAAGGCGCCCAAACAGAUUUGCAACCCAAGACAACUGAGAAUUACUGAGUCUCGCAACACCUCGGUGGAGUUCACCUGUCCUCGACCUCAGGAUGUCUUCAUCGUGGAAAUCAACCGAGAAAUCGACUGCACAGAGACCUCCUGCUCUGGUGACAUUGUUCAGGCCGAGUCCUCGCUGUUCCCCGACUUCAACCGGACCUUCACCUGGGACCUGAAAGUCGUCUCCACUCGGGCCUUUCAGCUGGACUUCCCAGAGACGGGAAUGCGACAGAUUCCCAAUGAGGAGACCUGCACAGACGAGCACACGUACUCUCUUGUGACCUAUUUGCGCACGGGGCCGGCGAACAUCGGGCGCUUCUGCAAAGGGGGAACUGUGACCACCAUCCUGGCUCGAUACAAGGGCCGCGUGUCUCUGCAGGUUCCCGGGGACACGAAGAUGGACCCCGUUGACUUCAAACUCAAAGUCGGCCCUGAGACCAGCAUGGUUGCCAUAGUGAAGGUCAAUCUACCCCGCGGCGCAUCCGACACAGACUUCAUCACAGCCAACUACCCCGGCGAUUUCCCCGACAACCAGCAGAUGCAGUGGGACUUCGCGGUGCCGGGCAUGCACAACUACACGGUGAGCUUCCGUGAUCACACCGCCCCAGAGUGCCUCAGCGGCGACGUGGAGGUCCGCUACCAGAAGGCGGAGGACAAGAAGGUGACCAAACUGACUCUGACGGAUGCUCAGCCGGCGCAUCGGCAGGGCAACUUCAACAUGGUGCUGAAGAAUUGUGGCACCAACAGGACGCUGCAAGGACUCACCCUGAACUACAGAGUUUCCGUGAUGAGGAGUGGUCAUCCAGUUCUGUGCUCGGUGGAUCUGAGCGGGCAGCGAGUGUCCCUGCAGAUAGAGAAAGUGGGUUCCGAUCCGUAUUGUGAGAUGAGCCUUGACUCCAAAGUUGAGGAGAAGAUGAACGUGGCGGCGGGCUCCAAAGCCAGCUUGUCCUUCCUCGACUGUCCGAAUGAAGAGGUGCGCCUGACGGCCAGCGAAGUUAUCGGCUGCCAAAACGUGUCGACGUGCCCCGCGACCCCCCUCACCGCGCCCCAACUGGUGUCCUGUCUGCGGAUGCCCCUCCACAGCUUCACCUGGCACCUCAGCGUCCCGCAGCACAGCACCCUGGACCUGGUGUCGCCCACGGGGAGUCUCCGGCCGGCCCUGCCCGGCCACAAGUGCAACGGGUCGGCGUCGCUGCACGUGGCGGAGGGGGGCGGCUUUUCCGUCGGAGACUUCUGCUUCAACGGAGUCAUCCGGAGAGUUCAGGCGAACACCAACGUCUCCGUCACGGCUGCGGCGCACGACUUCAGCAAGACCAGGGGGCCUUUUCUCAACGUCAGCUACAGUCAGGAGAUCACGGAGACCUUUAUUUACAGAGUCAGCCCCGAGGUGUCGUCUCCGACCAUGCUGGCCAGCCCCAACUGGCCCCGGGGUAUGAAACCUUCCUCCACCGUGUCCUGGAUUGUCACGCUGCCGAGCCAGUACCAGGCGCACGUGCAGUUUGUCAACAUCACCCAGCCCAAGUGCCUCGAUCGGCACACGGCCAUGACGGUGAAGAUGCUCGGUCACGACGAGGAGAUCAUGAGCCGCCGGGAGGACGAGCAGGCGGAGGACAAGCUACUGGUGCCGCAGAGUUUCUACCUCAACAUGUCCAACUGUAUCCCGGAGGGGGGGGAGUUUGGCGCCGUGGCCAAAAUCGUCCUGCAGAAGAAGUCCAAUCUCUUGGCCAUCCUCCUCGGGAUAGCCGGAGCCAUUUUGCUUAUGCUGAUAGUGCUGGCUGUAGUGUGUGUCGUCACAAAGAAAAAGAAACAAGACAGAAUGAACAAGGAGUCCUCCAUCUACAUCGGUAAGGGGAACGUCUUCCGCCCGGGCGACAUGCACUUCACCAAGACCCGCUCGGACAACGAGUCCCACGUCUACGACUCCAUCGAUGAGACGAUGGUGUACGGACACCUGCUGGCCAACUCCAGCUACGCCGAGAGCAUGCAGGACCACUUCAACGGCAUGCAGGUGGACUCCUACCAAACCUUCACGGGCCCCGCUGACGGGCAGCUGUCCGUCAUCAAAGAGCCGGACGCGGAGCCCGAGACGGACCAGUUCAAGACCUUCCUGGACCCCUCCGAUUCUUUCCUGCCGCCCCGCCCACGCACCCCCAUCGACCGGCAGGACAGCCUCGGCUUCCAGGACCGCAGGAUGGUGGACAACGAGCUGUACACGUUCAAGAGCACGGGGCAGAUAAACACCAUCCGGCUCUCCGCCGCCGACAUGGAGCCGCAGCCGCUGACAAUGGAGGAGUCCUUGUAGUGAGUCGGGACUGCGGCUGCACGAUGGACGGCUGUUCCUCUCCUCCCGUCGCGGCGCCGGGUGUCUCCGGCCUGCACCGAGGUGCACGUCGUGACCACACACAGCGACUCUGAGUUCGAUUUACGUUUUAAUGUGGCGUUCGUCAUCUUUUCUCAGAGCUCGGUCAUUAACAAAGCUUCAAGAGGCGAUCCUCCCCUUUAAAGGAGUAGUGCAACACUUUGGGGGUGAUUUUUGAGACUCCACCCUCAUGUCUGUAUUGUACAUAUGAAGCUAAUGCCAGCAGCAAGAAAGUGUAUUUCACAAAAUGUUGAACUACUCCUUUAAUUCCUUUUUUGAUCUGUUUAGGUUUAUUCAAUUUCUGAGCAUGUGACCAGGACUCAGAGGCAGGGAUUACGAGACAAAUGUGCAACUAUUGGUCUUUGUUUUUAAAAAGUGUUUUUAGAAUUGUUUGCUAGUGUUUUUUUAAAUAUUUCUUUCCCCCCUUUACCUGUAAAUACGUUUCUAUUUUUUUUUUUGCAAUAAAUUUUAAGAAAAAGG